UGGAGACAGAGAGAUAAAGGGAGGGAAGGAGGGAGGAAUAACUAGCACACAGAAGUGCAGAUGUACUUUGAUCUGUGAAAACACAGACCAAUUUUGUUGUUCGAAGGCAGGUUUGACUUGUGUUUUUUUCUCUGCAACAAGAUGGGUUUAAACUCAACUGCAGAUUCCUCCAUUGCUCCAGUUGUCAGAGAGCUGAGGAUUGUCCUGCUGGGGAAGACUGGAUCAGGAAAGAGUGCAACAGGGAACACCAUCCUGGGACGACAAGCUUUUACCUCAGAGAUAUCUCCGUCUUCUGUGACAGAGACAUGUCAAAAAGAAACCGCCCACUUUGAUAACAGAACCGUUUGUGUGGUCGACACCCCUGGUGUCUUUGACACAUUGAUUAAAGAAGACCAGUUGAAAAGUGAAAUAGAGAAAUGUAUCACGCUGUCUGACCCAGGACCCCACAUAUUACUGCUAGUGAUCAGACUGGAUGCACGGUUCACAGAGGAGGAGAAGAAUGCCGUCAAAUGGAUCAAGGACAACUUUGGUGAAGAAGCCUCCAGUUAUACACUGGCGCUUUUCACUAGAGGAGAUGAGCUCAAAGGGAUGUCCAUUGAGGAGUAUAUAAACAGAAGUCCUGAACUCGAGGAGUUCAUCUGUGACUGUAAAGCUGGGUACAUUGUGUUUGAAAACACAUGCAGGGGAAAUCGCACUCAGGUGGCUGAUCUUUUUGAAAAGAUAGACAAGACAGUGCAGUUAAAUGGUAACCAUUAUAUCAGAAGUAUGUAUGAAGAGGCCCAGAGAAAGAAGAUUGCGAAGGAACGGUGGAGCAAGUUGGGAGGCUAUGUGAACACUGUAGGUAAUAACUUGAUUGGGGCAGCAGUAGUCACAGCUGCCCCUGCUGCUGGUACUGCUAUAAUGGCAGAGGAAGUAGGUGUAGCUACUGCUGUUGUUGCAGCAGCUACAUCCAUAAGAGUGAUUUCAAUGGUUGCAGGUGCAGGGAUUUUUAAAGCCAUCGGGCGGUGGAUGAAACGUAAAGGCCCUGACACUCCAAGUUCGGCCGACGGUGAGGGUUAGGGGUAAAUCAGAAGACAGCCCGGGAGAGGGACAGUCUAGUUAGCCAUCUCCCAGUGUCCGCUGUCAUCCUUCCGGUAGUGAAGCAGAGGGACCGUAGGCUCUGUUCCCUUCUGCUGCUGCUGAUUCGACAACCCGUUCUCACUCCGAACUCGUAAAAUACGGACGCUUGGGCAGUGGCUGUCAGAUACAAUUCAAAAAGCACCAUCAGCAUGUGUGUAGAUCUCACCGGUCAGAGCAGCAGCUAUGCAGUGCUUGAAGAUGACGUAGUAUUAAGAGAGAUGGUAGCGAGUAGUAUGAAAGCCUGAAAUUCUGCACAGGGAGGUUGGUUGGGGUGGUGGAUGGGUCAAACAACACAUGACCUUCCCCCUGGAGACAGGGGUUCGUGUCCCGCGUGUCACUUUUCCUAAACCCAACUGUCUUGUCACGGAAACGUACCUUUUAUAAGCCCACCCA
Molecule: messenger RNA, 1512 nt
Organism: Perca flavescens (yellow perch)
Lineage: Eukaryota; Metazoa; Chordata; Actinopteri; Perciformes; Percidae
Product: GTPase IMAP family member 4
Exons: 2
Coding region: 142-1059 (305 amino acids)
Molecular function (GO): GTP binding
Source: RefSeq, a predicted model, not a curated record